AUGUCGGACGCGAACCAGACAGAGGAUAAUAAGCCUGCGGCUCAGCCGGCAGAGCGUGAGCCUGAAACCGACAUGACGGCCGCUGAAGAGGAAGAAAUCACAGCCAUGAAGCGCCGCGUGGCUGAAAUGGAAGAGGAGGCCAAGAAGCUGCGAGAAAUGCAGGCCACUUUAGAGCAGCAGACGGCCGAUCUAGCCGAUGACAAGGAGUCGAUUGAUGCGCGGAGCAUCUUUGUCGGAAACGUCGACUACUCUGCUUCACCUGAGGAGAUUCAAGCCCAUUUCCAGAGCUGCGGGUCGAUUAACCGUGUGACUAUCCUCUUGGAUAAGUUUACCGGCCAGCCAAAGGGAUAUGCCUAUGUUGAGUUUACGGAACCCAGCUUGGUCGCCCAGGCCCUCGUCCUAAACGAAAGCGUGUUCAAGGGCCGCAACAUCAAGGUCACGCCCAAGCGAACCAAUGUUCCCGGCAUGAGUCGAGGGCGUGGACGCGGAGGGUUCCGUGGAGGUCGAGGUUUUGGCGGCCGAGGUUUCCCUCGUGGUGGCUACCGUGGCGGAUAUAGAGGUCGUGGCCGGGGAGCUCACGCGCCUUACUAG
This is a messenger RNA of Pochonia chlamydosporia 170, 591 nucleotides long. RefSeq names its product rrm-type rna binding protein. The record is from RefSeq and is a predicted model, not a curated record. The transcript is spliced from 3 exons. Bases 1 to 591 code for a protein of 196 amino acids. Gene Ontology annotation, molecular function: RNA binding. NCBI's taxonomy places the organism in Eukaryota, Fungi, Ascomycota, Sordariomycetes, Hypocreales, Clavicipitaceae.